UAAUGUCUUCGUUAGUUUAUAUUUCCCUAACCUCGGUUGGCUGGUGUCAGAAGGGAAGGAAAAUAAGUUUGCUUCUUGUGCAUUUUAUACAAUCAUAACGCAAACUAGCUCGAGGUGCAAAGAGAAAGUACAUCGUUUUGUUGAAGUGUGUUGCACGGGACAAAACGGUGCAGUUGAAUAACACAGGGACACAAUCUGCUCGCUUUUGGCUCGUGACAGGCGUGAAUAGGCGAAUAAUUCUUGAAAAUUCCGCGAAUCCGUACAACCCUAGCAAUGAUAAUGCCAUUGGUGGAUAUAUAAUAGCAGUGCACAUCCCGACGGCAGGUGUGGAAUUUCCGAUCGUGUUUUGCGGGGGAAGAGUGUGUAUUGGAGUGGUAGUGUUGCGUAUCUUUUGCUACGCUUUUUCCUUGCUGCGGAGGUGGAAACAACCGCGGCCGUAAGGAAUUCCCAUCGACUAGCAGACACCCGGAGGUGCUCCUUGGAGGGAAAAUCGUGCCUAGGCUGAGGAUGAGUUUCUUUACCUCGUUCCAGGAGCUGCUGGACUAUGACCAGUCGACCAAUUUGAACGGAUUCCACUUCUCCAACAGUUUAUUCGGCUUUGAUUCCAACCUGUUGCCGCCUCUGGAAAGUGCACCGCCACCACAAUCUGCGGAUCACCCAUGCGGGGUCAAUUCAAGACCAUCGGCCAAGACGCCUUCACCCAUUCCGGAUUUCGCACCAUUAUCGCAGACCCCCAAACAGUGGCAAAAUCCCCCACAAAUUCAGCAGCAUCCGCAGCAGACAUCACCCAUUCCAGUAGGUUCCAAGUUCCAGCUGAAAGUCACACCGAACAAUGAGAUCUACAUCUCGAACGAAUCCGGUACGUUCUGUGAACUGGCCGGCAGCUUCCUGCCAUCGUCGCAGACUGCGUCUCUUGAGCCCCCAGAACCGCCAGUCAAACACCGGGAACCACCGAAAACCCUGUUUCGCAUCGAGAAGGGCAUCAAACGGCCACUUUCUCCCUCAGACCAACGCAAUUCAUCGGGCAUUUACCGAUCCUCGCCAAUGCAUGUGCUCCCACUCAAACGGAAACUGGCUCCAUGUGUCACUAACAGUAGUAACAACGGCACGGAGAGCGUCGCAACGGCUAAGCUGGUUGUAUCCAAUGUUAUAAACAAUGGUUUAAUCGUGAAUAAGAAGCAUCUCUCGAAUAACGACGAACAGCCGGCGGUUCCAUUGGCGCCUACGCCGGAGCGUCGUAUAAUGAGACCAAAAAAGCGGAAGAAGAAAGUGCCGCCAAAGGUUACCCUCGAAGCGCGAGUCGAGCCACUAAAUGGGAAAAUUGUGGCGCAGGUUUCGGCGCCGGAACUGGCGAUGAAAUCUCUCACGGCAGCAGUUUGCUGCAAGAAACCAACUCAAGAUUCCACUGUUAAAAAAAUCAAUGCAAUCAACAAUCAGCUGGACAGUUCGAAACCUUUGUCGACGGUGUCAAAUGUUAGUGCCACAGAGAGUGCGCUAAAUUUCUACGGAAUCAAAGAAAAGGCGGCUCAGGAAGCGAUUUUCGUUAAUCGUGUAGAGAGCAACAAACCGUCGGAACAGUUGCCACCCCCACAAACGACGAGUCAGCUCCAAGAGGCUGAGGUACACUAUAAAUGUGUACCUGGUGGGGAGGGCAAUGCCAAUGGGGCUCGCGUUGCGCAGGAAGAAUCCGUUUCCUGUCCGCCACCGGUGGAAAUGAAGGUAGUUGCGGAUUUGGUGACAGAUAAGGAUGUUUUUGGACACAUUUCGCUGUUGAACAACUCGCAGGAUCGAUGCAAGACGGUGAUAUACCAGAACCCCGUCACCAGUACAAACGUACUCUACAGCAUAGUGAAUCCGAAAACUCUGAAUCUAACUCUUGGAGGGGUCGGUCGUGGCACAACGGCUACUCUGACGUUGCAACCCCAUCGGGGAGUCCGAAGGCCUAAAAAACGCGGACGAAAGAAAAAGGUUAUAGCGGAAAAUCCCGCUCUAAUUGAUGGUACCAACCCAAUAACCCCACCGGGGGUCAACCCAACCACUGACGCCACGAAACCAGUCGAUCCGGAUGUUCCAGUUAUGGUUACACGCUCGGGUCGACUGUCGAAGCCACCGCGCUACGCCAACAACUACUUCCAGAACAUGCAGAAACAGAAGACAGAGCAUUCUCCCCCGCCGCUUCCACCUCCGCCUCCUCCACCGGUGCCCAGGGUAGAGCUUCCCGCACCGGAUCCGGAGACUGCCGAAAAACUGCCAAAUUUCUCCGCCGCACUGAGUUCCACCGUAAACCCCGCCACAGUCCCACCGGAAGUCGAAACCAAGCGAAAGAUGAAAGUUCCUCUGCAGUAUCGCUGUGCCACGUGCAGCAAAAUAUAUCUGGGGAAACGCAUGCAGAGGCACCUGCAGAAGUAUCCGAGUCACAAUUCGGAACGAGACUGCAUCGGUGCAAACCAGGAGAAGAAGGGACAAGAGGAAAAAUCGGUCUAUCUGUACAAACAUCUGUUCGAUCUGCUUCAGAAAGUUACCGAGAAGGACAAGGGUCGCAUAAUGUUGAAAGAGAUCAGUAACUUUGUGGAUUUCGUACGGGCGUUGAUUCCGAGACUGAUAACAAACGACGAAACCAACAGCACGGUGGAAUAUAUUGACCACAAUGUGGCCGAUGUGCUUCGGCUAAACCAUGGCAAGUAUCGACUCAAGCUGUCCUCCCUGGCGGAAGAGUACGAAAAGCUAAACCUAACGGUGAAUCAACUGAGCAACAGUUCCAGCAGUGUUGUCACACACAAUGGAACGACAGCUGCCCCUGUCAUUAACAUCUCAAAUGGAACCACGGAGCGGCAACCGUUCAGCUUCAAUACUGAUGAUCUGUUGAAUCAGUCCAGUUCUUUCCCUAGUCUGACCACGCUGGUGAACGAACAUAAUCUGCUCGUACAUCCCAAUACCAUCAACGCAGCCACCACCACCACAACUACCAGCAAUAAUAACAACAACACCAAUAACAACAAUAGCAACAUCAACAAUAACAACAUCAACAAUAACAACAUUUUGAGCACCAGUCAUCAUUAUAACAGUCAUCACCUUCAGCAGCACUACAACAAUCACUUCAGCCAUAACAACCAUCUCCCACUGAUUGGUUCCAGCUGUCACGAUGAUGCGAUGAACAGCCUGUCCGGCUUGUGCAAAUCACCGGUGCAGCAUUCCGCUUCCGGAAUGGUGAAUAUGGCGCUGAAUCUGUACUAGCCAAAAAGGUGCAAAUGAAUAUGUGGCUGCUGCAUUCGAACAAUGCAACAACAAAAUACGAAAUUUAGUUCAAACAGAGACAAACGAAAAACAAAACAAAAACAAAACAAAAAUCGUGUGUACAUUUCCGAGAAACAAUAAUACAAAGCAAAGUGGUUUUAAAUCAAAUCUAAUCAGGAUACAAAGAAGGAUAAUAAAAUAAUUGGAUGAUAGUAUUA
This is a messenger RNA of Toxorhynchites rutilus septentrionalis, 3452 nucleotides long. RefSeq lists its product as uncharacterized. The coding region runs from base 508 to 3234 and encodes 908 amino acids. The transcript has 3 exons. NCBI's taxonomy places the organism in Eukaryota, Metazoa, Arthropoda, Insecta, Diptera, Culicidae. The record is from RefSeq and is a predicted model, not a curated record.